Messenger RNA from Cetraspora pellucida, 2187 nucleotides. Lineage: Eukaryota; Fungi; Glomeromycota; Glomeromycetes; Diversisporales; Gigasporaceae. The record is from the annotation of a GenBank genome assembly.
AUGUCAGAAAGUAAGGUUCAAGAACUAAUUGAAAUUGUUCAGAAUUCGCUUGAAGAGGACCCUAGAACCGUAAGAUUGGGAAUGAGGGGUCUUCGCGAAAUUCCACUUGAAUUGAUAAAUUUGACAACUUCAAAUAAUUAUAGAAUUGAAAGACUUGGGCUUGAAACAAAUCAUUUAUCAACGCUUCCCACAGAAAUUUGUAACUUAACAUAUUUAAGAUAUCUGAAUGUUUCUAAUAAUGAGUUUAAAAAAUUUCCUGAAACGCUAUGCUUAAUUCCAAGUUUGGAGAUAUUGGACAUUAGUAAAAACAAAAUUAAGAAAUUACCAAAGGAUUUUAGAAAAUUGAUGUCAUUGAAGAACUCUGUCGCUAUUGAUGUAAUAUGGAAUCUUAAUCGAAAUCUUAUAAAGAAGCUUCCUAUUUAUAUCGCAGAUAUGAAAGAAUUACAAUACUUAAAAAUUGAUAAUAACCCAAUCCAAUUUCCUCCAAAAAAUAUCCAUAUGAUGCCAAAAGGAGAAGAUAAAGAAAUCAUGCCGGACGAAAUUCUGUUGAAAUGGAAGAAAGUGAUAAUAGCAGGUUUGUCUAAUAGUGACAAUGGAAUUGAACGAGAUAUAAUAGCACGUAGUAAAUCAUUGAAGAAAUCAACAUCAAUAGACACAUACCUUCAUCCAACUUCUAAUUCUCCAAACGCAAGCACCAAAACUGAAAAUGAACAGGGGUCAUCCAAACUUGAAAAGAAACGGCCAAAUUAUAAGCUAAGCUUAGAUUUUCCGAUAGCACGUCGUGAAAGGAGUUACAGUAAUGACUUUGAUUCUAUGUCAAAGAAUUUUCGGAGUACAUUUAUCCGAACUCAUUCGAAAAGUUAUUCGCAAGAUUCAAUAAGUUCACAUGGUAGCCAAAAUAGUAUUUCAGAAGAGCACAGUAGCGACUUUUAUUUCCAAAAACUUAAAACACUUCCGCCAACCGAUAAACUUCCGAUGAGCGGUUUAUCUUUAAGAGAGGCUAGUCGAAAUAUUUUAUACGCUUUGUCUCAAAUACAUAAAGCGAUGUGUCAAUUCAUAUCCUUUACCGGCAGCGAAAGGAUUUUCUUUACAGAGCUUAAUAAAACAAAUGCAUCAUUAGGACAACUAAGUAUGAGAUUACAAAGAUUUGACAUUUUUUCACAGAAAGCCGCACCAGAUGCUGAUCAUUGCAUUAAAUUACUCGGAUCAUGCCAGGAAAAUAUAACAAAUUUUAAAAUUCUUUUAGAUUUAUUUAACAAACGUAUCAAAACUUUAACACAAUCACCGGAUAACCUGCGAUAUUCGCGCACGCUUCUAUUAAUAUUUCAUGGUGCCAUAGUAGAUAUUAAGUUUGCAUGGGAAAAUAUAUUACCUCUUUUAAAUAACAACAUGCCUUUUACAGGAAUACCUAUACCUAUGCGUUCAAAGUCCAUAACACGAUCAAAUAGUAGUAGUAAUCUUAAUGGGUAUUCCUACUCUAAUGGACUUUUGUCUAAUGGUUCAUCACACACGAAUGGAAUCAAUGUUUCAUCUGUUGGAAUGUCAAUAACGAAUAAUUCUCAUACUGAUGUCACAUUUCCACCUCUGAUAUUUGAACAAAUGCUUAUAAAAGUUGAUGCUGCUAUCAAAUGGGUUGAAAAUGUCGGAAAACAUUUAUCUGAACAUCUCGAGAAUGCUCUUGGUUCAUCAAUGGAUGUUCCUAUAUCUCCUGUAAAAAUAAAAUUGAAAGAGCUGAAAUUACAUAUGAAAAACGUGUUUGACGUAACAAGGCAAUUGAAAAAAUCUUUAUUGGCAGCAAAAUUUUCACAAAAUGAACAUUUGAACAUACAACUUAAAGUUUAUAGUACCACAAUCGUGUUUCUCCAGGCAACAGUGAAAAUGUCUACAUUGGCUAAAGAUAUUUCACAGGAAUGGCGACUUAACAACAAAAUUAUGUCAGGACUAGGACAUGUUACUAAAUCUAAUAUUGAACUUACAAAUUUUCUUCGAGCAAUUGAAUAUGAAAAUUUGCCUAUUCGCAUACCGUCACCACCACCUCCAAGUGAGGCAGAAUCGGAAAAAAGUGAUGACUUUAUGGUUUAUAAUGCUUUUUUGGAUCAGGAUGUUAAUUCAAAAUCAAAGAUUACUUAUGAAGAACAAACAGAGAAUUCUAAUUUAACUGCCGAUGAGUCUACUAUUCAAGACUAA